AUCUAACAGUCGCCUAACCGUGUCUCCAUAGCGACCCCUAACGGUCACAAUCAGAGUCAGGUGUCCGUUACGCCGCGUUUUCGUCUUCAAGCGUUCCGUUCAAAAGCUCGGACACAGGGAUAAACUGGACUUCAAGCAAACGCGUGGUUGUUCUCAGCACGUCAGUGUGGGUUGACGGACUCUCUCAGGAUGGUGAAAAUAUCUGUUCUUAAGAUUGAGAACCCGUCCUGCCUCUGGUGUCGGGUCAUUCAGGGUCCCCGUGGUGACGCAGAGGCCACAGAAGAAUACAACCGUCUGCUGACUCAGAUGAACCUUUACUAUCACAGCGUCACUCUGGACCUGCGCAAGCUGAAGCCCACGUCGUUAGAGGAGGGACAGGUGUGUGUGGUGUACUGGUCAGCAAUAAAGUCAUGGUGUCGGGCUGUAGUGGAAUCUAUCGUUGUAGACUCCUGUCGGGCUCACUGUUUCCUGGUCGACCAUGGAGAACAGCUCAUCAUCCCCUCAGAUCAGAUCCGAGUUGCUUUACCAGACUUCCUCAAGCUGCCCUUCUUGGCGAGGAAGUUUCACCUUGUGAGAAUCAAACCCAUAACUCUGCGAGUGUCUGUCGACGAGAAGAAGGCAGAGCCCGUUCUGUCCACAGAGUGGGAUAGCUCUGCUACACUCUACCUGCACAACCUGCUGCAAGUGUCGACUCGGACGGAGGUCGUUUUGCUUGAACCUGAGUCAGACUCCACUUCCAUCGAGCUCUAUGUGACUGUUGGUGACAUCAAGAUCUGUGUGAACGAUGAUCUGGUGGCCAAGAAGUUUGCAGUUUACAUUAGCAAGUCAGCUGCCGACACUUGGCUGGACGAGGCGGACCAACUUCCGGUCAUGUUGAACUCCAGCAUCUUAAACCAGACUGUCUGUAUGACCUCAAACAAGCUGCCAGCAAAAACUCAGCCACCUCCUGUGAGGUCACAAAAUCUGGCUGUAGCUGGAGCAGAUGAUUGGCUGACGGAUCCCUCCACUCCACAGAGUCAACAGCACGAAGCCAAGCUGAAGACCUCUGAGGGAGGCAGCAGAAGUAUAGAGAUCACAGAAGAACAGCCGUCUCCAGGCAGCCAAUCAAAGAAAGGCUCAGACACCGUUGCUGCAAAGAGUGGCUCAUCAGAGGACACAGAUUCGUCUUUGGCUGCAGCUCUGACCAAAAACCUCAGCCUGUUCAGGUUCCUAAAAUUCCUGAAUCCUGACAGCAGCAACCAGCAGGUGGCUCCCAUUGUCAACCAGCACGAGGAGCUGAAAAACUGUCAACCUGAACAGACAACCUCCAUCAACGGCACAGGACAGGAAGUUGAAGCUGAAUGUCUUUUUGAGAGCAGUCAAGUUGAGCAUCUAACAGAUGAAGAAACAAGCAGUUCGAGUAGAUCAGUAGAGUCAGGACCGACAGAGGCAGAAAAGAUGCGGAGCAAUGAAGAGGAGGCCUGUUCACGCCUUUUGGAGUGGUUGAACCCGGAGCCUCUGAACCCUGAUUCAGACACUGCAGAUGAUGUGGUGGUUCCCAGUGAUCCCAGGAGGACUGGGAUUCUGGUGCACUCUGCCCUCCCAGUGGAGCCCUGCACCAGCCUAGAUGAUGCCCCCAUCACUGAUACGCUCCGUAGAGUGCUGCGGAGGAAACAGUACAAAACUCUGUCUCCAGCUGACAGUUACAGCUGGCCAGCUUUGGCUCGAGGGUGCAACACUGUCAUCAUCUCCCAGAAUGCCGACCAGCCAAUCAGCUACCUCCCCCCGAUCCUCACCCACAUCCUGCUCUAUUCCAUCUUCAACUCCUGCACCACCAAUGCAGGGCCGAUAGCAGUGCUGCUGUGUCCAGGCUGGGAGAAGGUACAGGUGGUGUGUGACGCGCUGGACGACAUGAAGGUCUUCCCAACUCUCAACCCUGUUAGUGUGCUGCUGGGUGUCGGCAAAGACGAGGCUAAAGCUGUCAGGAUCUCCAAAAACUGCCUGCUGCUAGUGACCACUCCCUUCAGUUUGGUGCGUCUCCUGUCCUGCCACUGCUUCCUCUUCCUGCGUCUGUACCACCUGGUGCUGGACGAGGCAGACCAGCUGUUUACUCACGCUCCAGACCAGAUGGUGACCAUUUUACAGCAUUUCCAGAAGGUGACCUCCAGCGAGGAGAAUGCAUCCUGUCCCCAGCAGCUCGUCGCCGUGGCGAAAAGGUGGACCAGUCACAUGGAGGGCUUGUUAGCCAAUCACAUGCCACACCCCUGCAUUGUCAUAACCCUCCCUGCAGAAGCUGCUCUGUAUGGUGACGUUCAGCAGAUCAUCCUCAUGUCUCUAGAGAGCAGUAAGAUCUCAGUACUGCUGGGUGCGUUGGAUUUCAACCCUGAUGUAGGCCAGAAGACUCUGAUUGUAGCCAACUCUGCUCAGGAAGUGGAAGACAUGUUCAAGGCUGUGAACAACAAAUCUGCAUUCUGCCUCAAGACCCAUGAAGGGUUAGCUCACAAGUUUGACUUUGUUGUACAGCAGUGGAGCAAAGACAUCGGGCCUGGCACUCAUGUUAUUCUGGUGACCACCAACGAGUGUCUGAAGUGUCUGGGGAUCAGAGAUGCAACUUGUGUCGUCCACUAUGGCUUUCCCAAUUCUCCCAAAGUGUUUGGCAGCCGACUCUUCUGCAUGGCAGAGAACUUCAGAAACCUUUCUGAACGAGUUCCUUCCCAGGAUCAGCCAGAGAGCCGCCCUCAUGUCAUCAGGUCAGUGCUGCUGAUCUCAGAGAGGAACGUCUGUCACAUUAUUGGGGUUCUGCGCUACCUAAUGAGAACCAGCGCCCUGCUGCCUUCUGAGCUGCUGUCCUUCGCUGAGGGUGUCCAUGUGGUCCGGGAGGAACAGAAGACCAACAGACCUCUCUGCAACUACCUAAAGAGUUUUGGAGUCUGCAGAGACAGCAGUGUGUGUCCCGACCGACACAGAUUCGUUCCUCACCUGGAUAAGUCAGUGCUUCCCGCUGCAGGAGUCAUAGAAGUCAUGCCUCUCUACAUUAAGACAGCAUCUGUUUUCUACGGCCGUAUUCUCUGGAAAGAGGUUGAAGAUUUUCAGAGCAUGGUGUCCGAGAUGACUUCUUACUAUACUGACAAGAAACCUGGGGCCAUGGACAUUCUGGAGGGAGGCUUGUAUGCGGUGCAGGAGGGCGAGGUCUUCCACAGGGUGAAGAUCCUGUCUGUCCCCGACAGAGGUGACCGUGUGUUUUCCACCAUCUUUGUUCGAUUUAUUGAUGUGGGGAAGGAGGAGGAGGUUAAAUGCCAUCAGAUCCUCCAACUCCCAGAGCAGUUUCACUCUCUGCCCGCCCAGGCUGUGGAGAUCGUCCUCUGCCAGUUGAAACCAGUUGACGCUGAGACCAACUGGCACCCCAAGGUCACCAGAGCAAUCACCCAGAAGAUUCGAGGCCUGCAGCAUCGAGCCAGAGUGGUUUUCAGUCUGGGAAACACUGUUUUCGUUGAUCCCAUGGUCCGUGUGACACAGGUGCCAGGUAUGAAAACUGUAAUCAAUGAACAUAACGUGCAGUCAGAAAUCUUGAACACCGGGAUGGGAGUCAGCAACCCGGAGCAUCUGAACCUGCUGAAGGCGCUCUGUCAGGAGAGCAAGAGCAACAGCUGCAAGGAGGCAUCUCACAUUUCUGGGUCAGGGGAUGGUCCGAUGUCUCCGGAGGUCAUCAGAGCUGAGGAAGAAAUUCUGGCUGAAGCAUUCAGAGCGAUUGAGGUCAGUCGCCUCGAUGACCUUCCAGAGCUCGAGCCAUGUGAGCCACGUAGUCCAGAAUCUGCAAUGAUCCAGUCCAUGGUAUCAGAACCACCAGUACCACAAGCACCAGCAGCAGGUGAACCCCACCUUGUUUCUGCGUGUGAUCAGAGAUCCCUUUUGGCAAGCCAGGCACCUAUUGAACAGAGAAACGACCACACUGCUGACCUGAAGUCAGCUGAGCAGAUGACGAGUUUCCACCCUCAGGUCCACUGGUACCAAACGUCCGACUCUGUGAUGGUGAAGGUGAAGCUGAUGAACCCGGAGAGUCAGUGCUGUGAUUUCUACCCUGACAGGGUCGUUUACAGUGGCAAAGUGAAUGGUCGGACCUACAGAGCCGACCUGGAACUUGAAGCCAGCAUUGCUGCUGAUGGCUGUUGCUGGGAAAUGAAGUCUAACGAGCCGGUCCUCAAACUGGUCAAACAACAAAAGGGAUACUGGGAAAGACUCCUCAGGAACAAGAGUAUUUUUGUGAGUUACGACAUGGAGCACUUGAAAGAGGAUGAAGGCAGUGCUCCAAAUGGUCUGAUGUUUUUGGAGCACCUAGGGGAUGACAACUGGAGUGUCAGCUCAGAGAGUGGCAGUGAGAGCGACUGAAGUUUAAAGACACUAAGCUAAGAAACAAAAAGCACUUCAUUUUUAAUGUCUUUGCUUUACAAUCCCAUCAUCUGUUUUCCAUGUGUCAUCUAUUGUAUUGGUGCUUGUGCUCAUCAGGGAUCUGGGAAGAGAAACAUGUAGAUUUGGAAUGAAAAUGUCUCCAACAAGUUUUUUUUUUUUUUUUCUUCAAGCAUAAACGACGAUGACAUUUGACCACCUCAAUUUCAUGUUGCAGAGAAGUUCAACCAAAUCUUUUGUCAGAAAUGUCCUUCAUAUGAGAAGAGAAAAAAACCCACGAGUCAAUUUUUCUUCAUCAGGCCAGAUUUAUAUUUUGCUGUGUCUCAAUUCAGAUACUUUUGUUAGUACACUUCUUUGUUGUACACUGUGUAGACUAUGUACUUCCUGACGUAGUGCUCCAAUUUUGGUAUGAUAGUGUUUCAAUUUGAGUGCAGCCGGUUAUUUCAAUUUUUUACAUUCCAUUUAUUGCAUCAGAGCCUUUCCAGCCAACAUGCAUAACAGCAGCACCCUGACUCUGUUUGACAUGAAUUACUAUCAUUGAUAACCCCUGUGUUUACCCCUGUCAAAAUGCCAAAUGACAACCUCUGUGGCAGUGAAGUGCCAAAAGCUGCAGUCAAUCACCAUAGCCCUCAUAUUAAAAUGUCCAACUUCACAGCAGAAAUAAACAUGUUAACAGCAUGGCUACUUUGAUUGACAGGUGGGUGCUGUUACAGAUGGCUUGUUCAAGCACCAAUGCGUCAUUCAUUACGUCUUUGACAAUGUUUAGAUUAGCCAGAAGGCGGAAGAAGCAGUACAUCAUACUGUGACGUAAUGACUGUAACUGCCAUGAAACAAUCAGGAAAUAACUUUAUAUUUCACUGGUACACUUGAUCGCUUUCUUGAUACAAGAGAUACUUUCUCUCCUUCCCUGUCUAUGUUGCUCGCUCUCUUUCUCAGACCAUUGGACAAAACCCAAAGGAAACCUUUUCAUGUCACUAUUUUGCCGCAUAGGCUUCAAGCCAAAAUAACUUCUCCACCACAGGUCUCUGCAUUUUUUUCAGGACCCCUUGCGACCCAUACCACUGCAGCCAAAACGCAGUCCCCUCAUUCAAAUGAACAAGGAAAAAUGACAAAUUGAAAUUGGUCCAGCAAUCAGUCUGUCAACAAGGUGGUCAAUAGAAACCAGUUACAGCUGUAGUUUCUGUGAAUAUCCAAUUAGUGCUUUUUGGUUCUGUAGAGCUUUAACCAUCUGAUGCUGGAUCCUUAAAAGAUAAUAUUAAAGAGCUUAAAAUGAUUUAUGUAAGUUAGGAGUGGGUAAUUUAAAGUUUAUGUUUUAAGGUUGGAGAACAUAUUUAAAGAUUACAGUUGGGGGAAGCUAACUUUGUGAAGCUUAACUGUCUAAUUCAUUCUUAUUAUUUUACUUUAUUAUAAAUGUUCAAUUUCUAAUGGCAUUUACAGCCCCCUGUUUAAAAAAAAACAUGGAGGAAAUCCAAAGUAAAGUUCAUUUAAAUGAGUAGAAAAAGAAAAACCUUAAUUUUGUAAUUUUAAUGUUGUUUUGUUGUUUUUUGCCGUAAGGUUUGUGGAUUGGAGCUAACGGUACCAGUAGUUGGAGUUUGUUACUCUGAUUGGAUGGUGUAUUUGUGGAUACAUAAGUGUUGAGUGGAUAUCCAAGCCUUCACUUUUGUUUGCAUUUAGGACAUAUAUGAAGUAUGUGUUAGUGUUAGUAAUGAAACUUGAUCCGUCAGGUUUCAUGGAUUUAUUUUCACUGUGAAAUUGUUUUCUGUUAAUGAAACUGAAUUCUGCUUCUUGAUUCUUGUGCUUUACUUUUAUAGCACCUUGUUUUCAUGAGAAGUAUAAAAUAUUUUUGUCAUUUAUAUUUUGUUUCUUUUUGUACUUUCAGCCAUAGUACAGUCGGUUACAAAAAAAUAUUCGCCCUUGAGACUCUAGUUCUUGUGACAUUAAUUUUUAUAAAGGUUAUAUAAUUAUUAUUUUUCCCCCAGUUAAGACAUCAAAGAGUUAUGCUGCAUAUAUGACAGUGUUAAAAGUCAUGAUGUCAUUUUCAAAUAAAUAAAUGAAUCUCUCCCUGAAUUAGUUAACACAAUAGUGAUUGAGAACCAACUAAAUUGUACUCUUGUCCAACGACUUCUUGCUGCGUCAUGCUCUCCUUUUCUCUUCUUAGCUUCCUUUGUCAACAUCUUAUCCUUUGUGUCUCUUAGCCACUGCUCUGCUUACAUUUCCCGCUCAUCUGACUUACCAGUUUAGGAAUGACACUGGUGUCACUCUCCAUCAGCAUUCCCUAUAGACUCCCCCCUGUCCUGGGCCUAAAACUUCCUCCUCCCAGCGAUCCAAAACACUCCCCUCCUUCUCCAAUCACCCAUUUCUGGGCAGUAUGGCUAACUGUGUAGAGCUAACUAGUUAACAGCAGCUACACUUCACAGUAGUUUUAGUGUCCCAUCAAUGGCACCAUGAGGCAAAAAUUCUCUGUGUUGUUUUCUUGUGUUUUUUCCCUUUUCUGCUCUCUAGAAAUCCAUCUAUCCAUUUUCUUCCUUUUAAUUGGGGGUUGGGUCCUGGUGUCUAUGCAACGAAUUCCAGAAAUCCCUCUCCGCAGCAACGUUUUCCAGCUCCUCCUUCGGGAUCCCAAGGCAUUCCCAGGCCAAAUGAGAUAUAUAUAAUCCCUCCAGCAAGGUCUUGGUCUGCCCCGGUGUCUCCUAGUUUACUUUGAUGUUGGCUGUGGGAAAAACAUCUCAACUUUAAAUCUACUUAAGAUGAAACUUUGAGAUAAAUUGAAUUUGUUAAAUUUAAUUUGGUGGUACAACAUUGUGAAUGGUCAAAGGGCUGAAUACUUUUGUAACUCAUUGUCGGUGAAGUUUCACAGGGUCACAUUUAUUUUGAGUGUGUGUAUGUGUGGUCAUGGUCUGGACUAAACUGUGGCACAGGGAUUUAAAUAACAGUGUGAUAUCAGACUGAUCCACAAAUGUUUCUAUAUGUUUAAAUUUACCAGCUUUAAAGUCCAUGUAAAGUAAGAAUAAAUAUGUGUUCCGAGUUUGUCAGACCAAAGAAGAAAGUGGUAUUAACCACCCAGCCAAAUUUGAAUGAUUAAAGAUAUUGACAAAUUUAUGAAAUUAGAUGUCAAAAUUGGGUAAAAAAA
This is a messenger RNA of Larimichthys crocea (large yellow croaker), 7510 nucleotides long. It is a transcript of the gene tdrd12, whose product is annotated as tudor domain containing 12. The record is from RefSeq and is a predicted model, not a curated record. The coding region runs from base 190 to 4365 and encodes 1391 amino acids. The transcript has 35 exons. NCBI's taxonomy places the organism in Eukaryota, Metazoa, Chordata, Actinopteri, Sciaenidae. Gene Ontology annotation, biological process: germ-line stem cell division.